Botrytis sinoallii is the source of this 1005-nucleotide messenger RNA. RefSeq lists its product as uncharacterized. The transcript is spliced from 3 exons. The record is from RefSeq and is a predicted model, not a curated record. NCBI's taxonomy places the organism in Eukaryota, Fungi, Ascomycota, Leotiomycetes, Helotiales, Sclerotiniaceae. Bases 1 to 1005 code for a protein of 334 amino acids. Gene Ontology annotation, biological process: translation; ribosomal small subunit assembly. Gene Ontology annotation, molecular function: mRNA binding; rRNA binding; structural constituent of ribosome. Gene Ontology annotation, cellular component: ribosome.
AUGCCUCCACGAUUGAACUUUCACAGCGCAAGCAGGUCACUGACCUUUCGACCACGAACAGUUGUCGCACCUCGAAAUCCUGCUUUCUUCAAAAUUACCCCGGCAGUACGUCGAGGUUUCGCAGAGGGAAAGCAACCUCCAAGAAAUGGAUCUGAUGAAGAUGUAGCCGGCCACGUCAGUGAAGAGGCAAGAGACAUGGCUGAAAUUACUGGAGAGACUCCUCCUGAUAUGGGAAAGAGUACAAAUGUUCAAGAGAUUCUUAAGAGAGACCAAGAAGGAAAGGAUAAGGCCCCAGAAGUUAUCAAAGAAGAUAUCAAAGAUACCCAAUCCGCGUCUGCCCUCUCCCAAGAAAUCUCCUUUGCCAAUCUCAUGGCUCUUGGUCGUCUUGGUCAUUUGGAAAAUGGCGCGAAUGCCUCCGAUCUUACAAUCGAUGGUCACAAGUUUGGACUUCCAGAACUACCAAUUCCUUCGAACAACAACCUCAAAUAUAGAUACGAUCCCGUCGUUUCGCAGGUUACGAACAUGAUGAUGCAGCACGGCAAGAAGAGUGUUGCCCAGAGGAACAUGUCUUUCAUAUUAAACCAUCUCCGAACCGCCUCCCCACCCACACCCAACCCCGCCAAACCCCUCCUUCCGGGCACACCCCCACCAUCCCACCUACCUCUCAAUCCCGUUCUCUAUCUUACUACCGCUAUCGACUCCAUCGCUCCUCUCUUACGUAUCCGUUCUCAGAAAGGUGCUGCAGGUGGUGGAGCUUCUCUUCAAAUUCCUGUACCCUUGGGUGUUCGACAGCGGAGAAGACAAGCUAUCAAAUGGAUAUUAGAUUCGGCCAGCAAGAAACAAUCGAGGAGUAGUGGGCGUGGAAUGUUUGCACAAAGGUUUGCAGAGGAGAUUAUCAGUGUGGUGGAAGGCAAGAGUUCCGUUUGGGAAAAGAGGAAUUUGGUACACAAGACUGGUACGAGCGCGAGAGCAAAUUUGACCUUUUAUUCCCGAAAAAGGAGGUGA